CCUGCGCACUGCGGCCGGGCGGGGAGGGGCGAGGACGGGGCCGGCCUGGGCGCGACAGCGACGCAAGAUGGCGGCCACCACGGGCUCGGGAGUAAAAGUCCCUCGCAAUUUCCGACUGUUGGAAGAACUCGAAGAAGGCCAGAAAGGCGUAGGAGAUGGCACAGUUAGCUGGGGUCUAGAAGAUGACGAAGACAUGACUCUUACACGGUGGACAGGGAUGAUAAUUGGGCCUCCAAGAACAAUCUAUGAAAAUCGAAUAUACAGCCUUAAAAUAGAAUGUGGACCUAAGUACCCAGAAGCACCUCCCUUUGUAAGAUUCGUCACAAAAAUUAAUAUGAAUGGAGUUAAUAGUUCUAACGGCGUGGUGGACCCGAGGGCCAUCUCGGUGCUGGCCAAGUGGCAGAACUCCUACAGCAUCAAGGUCGUCCUGCAGGAGCUGCGGCGCCUGCUGAUGUCGAAGGAGAACAUGAAGCUGCCGCAGCCGCCCGAGGGACAGUGUUACAGCAACUAGCCAGGCCAGCGUCUCCCCCGCCCCCACCGUAGAGGCCGCUCGCUAGGUCCGCCUCGAGACUCGGGCGCCAGAGGACGCUCCUGCCGAAAGGCCGUUCCCCCCCACGCUCCGCCCGUGAUACUAACCCGCCGUCCCUUCCGAGUGUCCACGCUGUCCGGCACCGCCCCUCCCUCACGUGCAACCACUGUCCACGCCGCCGUCGCCACCGUCGUCGUCCUCGAACUUCUGGGAUCAAGAAAGUCUGUGGAGGCCGAUCUCGUCCUGCCUGGGGGGCGCGUCUGUCUGCUCAACUGUGAAAGGCGCUUCACACAAUCACCUGCUGCGGGGGCGCCCUCGCCCCCGGGAGCCGAGGAGGCGGGGCUCCUGCCCUGCCCGGGUGGGGGGCACCCGCCGGCCCCUCUGCCUGCCUUCUCGAAGUUUUAAACAAUGUCCCCCUGCCAAGCCAUCGCCCUGCCCCGCUCCCCUCCCCCACCCUGGGCCAAAGCAUCGAUUGUAAACCCCCCCCUGCUCCCCUCGGAAAUUGGCCUUCGGUGAGGAAUUCAGGGCUUCUCCUACCUUCCCCACCUUUACGCGCGCGCGCACACACACACACACACAUGCACGCACGCACACACACGCGCACACACACGCACGCCCUGGCCAGCAGCCAUCCGGUCAGGCUGCAGAGAGCCUGGCCACCCGGUUUAAUUUGGGAACCACCGUGACUUCUCUCCACCAGCCUGGGAGCCGCCCGCGCGGGGUCCCCGGCCCCCCGGGCCUCUGCCGUCACCCGCAGCCCAUGCGUUUUUUUAAGCUCAGGUUUUGAUAAGGUGAACAAGAACAGUCACCAGGGCUCGCCCGCCCUGCCGGCUGGUUCGGGUCCUCAGCAGGGGAGGGGGUUUCAGCACGAAGAAAGGCCACAGGAGGACACUCGUAAGCACACACAAUCCCUCCGAAUGAAUUGUCUCCCUUUCCUCUCAAACGGCUUCUGCUUUGUCAAUCAAUCGAAGAUGCGUGUGAAGCAGGGCGCUCUCCCCGGCCGUCCCGGCGACGCGCGCACGCGGCUCUGGUCUGGAAUCUGACAACUGGAACAAAAAAGACCCUCGACUCCGGGUGCUGCUUCCCGCGUCCCACGGGGGGCCGGCGGUCUCGGCGAGCGCGCGGGGCCCGACCUGGCCAGCCUGACUUCUGACGAAUUGCUGCGUUUCCCCAGUUUUCUGUUCAGGACCACUAGAUGCUGAGAUGUGGAUGCGUACCGAAAUAAAAGCGAUUCAUUGUGUUCUAAGGGU
Messenger RNA from Sorex fumeus (smoky shrew), 1779 nucleotides. It is a transcript of the gene UBE2V1, whose product is annotated as ubiquitin conjugating enzyme E2 V1. Bases 68 to 511 code for a protein of 147 amino acids. Gene Ontology annotation, cellular component: nucleus. The transcript is spliced from 4 exons. Lineage: Eukaryota; Metazoa; Chordata; Mammalia; Eulipotyphla; Soricidae. Gene Ontology annotation, biological process: protein K63-linked ubiquitination; DNA damage tolerance. The record is from RefSeq and is a predicted model, not a curated record.